Messenger RNA from Neltuma alba, 1363 nucleotides. RefSeq names its product tetratricopeptide repeat protein 38-like. Gene Ontology annotation, molecular function: protein binding. The record is from RefSeq and is a predicted model, not a curated record. NCBI's taxonomy places the organism in Eukaryota, Viridiplantae, Streptophyta, Magnoliopsida, Fabales, Fabaceae.
GAGAGCUCAAGUUCUGUGCUUCUACAUGGGUCAACCUGAUCUUUUUCUGUCUCUUAUUCGCCAGGUUCUUCCUGAAAAUGAAGGAGAUAAUUACGUAUACGGCAUGCUUUCUUUUGCUUUAUUAGAGGUUGGACAAAUGGAUGCUGAGAAAGCUGCCAAAAGGGGACUUGAAAUCAAAGAAGACGUCUGGGCGCAGCAUGCUUUAUGCCAUGUUUUUCAGUAUGAAUGUAAAUUUAAAGAAGCAGUUCAGUUCAUGGAAGGAUGUGCGUCUUCAUGGAAUUCUUGUUUGUCAUUUAUGCUGACCCACAAUUGGUGGCAUGUAGCACUUUGUUAUUUAGAAGGUAAUGCCCCAGCACAAAGAGUCCUUGAGUUAUAUGACCAUCAUAUAUGGAAAGAGUUAGAAAGAGCUGAUGCUGCCGGAGAGGUUUACUUAAAUGCUGUGGGUCUUCUUUUGCGAUUGCAUGUUCAUGGUGAGCUUGAUGUCCUUGGGGAUCGUCUCGAGAUACUAGCAGGAUGCCUAAGUGACCAAGCAAAUUGGAAUAUAGAGUGGCACCUUGAUGUAAUGACCGUCUGGGCUUUAGCAAAGACUGGAAAAUUCUCUAAAGCUGAGGAUCUUCUAAAUGAGUUAAAAUACAGGAUUUCUAGAAUGGGCACAAAGAAGCAACAAUCAAUGCAGAAGGGAAUGCAGCUCGCAGAAGCUCUUUAUGCAUAUGGGAGAGGUAACGACAGGCAAGGACUGGAGUUACUGGAUUCUGAUUUUGAUGCCUGUAAUUACAAGAUAAUCGGAGCGUCAGAUGAACAACUUGAAGUGUUCAAUCAAGUUUGGUACACGAUGUUACUGAACGCUGGAGAAACAGUGAAGGGUAUAGUCUCGAACUCCACUGCAAGUUAAAAGUUCAAACCUUUCAGUUAUGCUUAACAAUGGUAACUAACAUGCAGCAAUCGAGGUGAUCGAGAAGCAAAUCAAGAAAAGGGAAGGUGUUCCAUUCAUGUGGCGCCUACUGGAGAAAGCAUACAGACUAGCGAACAGGCCAGAAGCCGGCAAAGCAAACGAAAAGGCCAGGGCGUUGGAGAGUGCAUACUUCUAACGAAGGAAUAAUCGCCUCCUUUACAUGAACUAUGCUUGUUGAAUGAAUACUGAGGUAUCCUAGAGUGCACUGCAAUGGUCGAUGCAAAAAAGAGUGUUAUUGUGUAAUGCAAACAUAGAACUUAUAAAAAAGAAUGAAAAAGUUGUAGCUUUUGCAUCCUUGGAGGCUGUGAAACCUUGUGGCAUGUGCAGUGCCGUGUUUCUUAUUGACUUUGACACAUGGUAGCCCUGUCGGGUCAUUUUCUUAGCGCAAAUCACGGGAAGGUCAUGGAGAUA